This is a messenger RNA of Choloepus didactylus (southern two-toed sloth), 7129 nucleotides long. It is a transcript of the gene SLX4IP, whose product is annotated as SLX4 interacting protein. Lineage: Eukaryota; Metazoa; Chordata; Mammalia; Pilosa; Megalonychidae. The record is from RefSeq and is a predicted model, not a curated record.
AAGGCAGCCUCCCCCUUGUCCCCGCCCCCAAAUACCCUUCCGAGAGGACACCGGCGACCUUCCAGAGGUGGGGAGAAGGAACCUUCAAGCUCCCUGCCCCUCUUCAGCGUUUCCAUCUGAAGGUUUCAGCGAUCUCACCUGCCCACCACCUGCUGCGCUUCCCGAGGCGGCCGCCGCCGCCGCCGCCACCAGCAGGCCCCAGAGGCCAAGCCGCCGCCGCCGCCGCUGAUCCCGGCAACCCGCGUGAGUGCUUGGAGACAGAGCAUGCGCAGCUUUCGGUUGGCGUCGAAUCCGCGGUUAUUCCUCUUCUCCGGGUUUUAGGUGAAGCUCUCACCAAACGAAAGAGGUAUAUUAGGGGACAGUGACCAGAAAGAACAAGGAGGCCUGUGGAGGUAGAAUUUACUCAGUGUCAAUCUCAGCAGCUUGUUGAAUCUGAAAAAUUUAAAUAAUGUAUCAAAUGGGCUUGUUAGGGCACAACACCUGCCUUAUAGUCAGUGAUCAAGAGGUAUUUGUUGAAUUAAUCAAAGACUGGCCAACCAUCGGUGGAGCGCGCCGUCCGCCAAGACUUGACCAAUCACAAAGCCUCUGAUUUCGUCGCUCCGCGCCAAUUCCCCGCCUUUCCUUUCGGCUGCCUCCAAAUUCAGGAGCAAAGGACUAAGCUGCCGUAAUUUCCCUGGAUCGGGUUGGAGAGCGGACAUGCGCAGUACAAGCUGAUCGCACUAAUAAGCUUCUGCCCGCACUUCGUCCCGUGAGGGCUUACAGAGAGGUUGGAAGCUUUCUAACUCAGUUCCCUUCACGAAUUAGAUAAUUUCCGCGUUAUUUUCUCAUCCUGCUUGAUGGUGCCAGGAAACAAUUUUUAUUCUCCUGUAUCAUUCAAAAUAAUUAUGGAGGAAGUUAUGUUUAAACAUGACUAUUUUAAUUAAAUUUACCCGGCAUUGUGAAAGCCGCUUUUACGUACGAUUCAAUCUGCUUUCCCUAUGAUCCUCCGCAUUGAAAAUAUUUUCCAACCUUGUGCUAGUAAUUUUCCGGCGUCCAUAAGCACUUCAUAGCACGGAAAUGUUAUUUUUUCUGCCUCUCGAUGACUCAGGUGUCUACUAUUGUGGGCAACCGAGAUUCGCAGAUAUGCCAAUCACAUUCAUUGCGUUGCCAGCCUCUAAGUAACCAGCCUUUGCCGCCAUUUUUGUUUGGGGCUCACCUUGAAAGCCGGGAAAUCGUGAACCGAAGCCAUUUUUCUUUUGGGCAGAUUUCUUGCGUAAUCCAGGCCUCUCACCUAGUGUUUCGUCGCCAUCUUAAAUCCUGGUUGUGGCUUCAAGCCGGACGCGAAGCUGCUAAGACCAUCUUGCAUUUGGGCAGCAGCUGCGUGCUUAAACACACUGGGCGAUGCCGGGAAGGGGAAGUAAACGUGAAGCGCGAAUCCCCAAAGUUUCUGAAGCUGGGCUGGGGGGAGACCCUGCUUCCUGUGUUAGUUUUCAUGACCAGGUACUACUCCACCAGUGACCCUGGACAGUAACAAAACAAAUAAAAGCCUGAACCCAGUCCCGCCACCAUCGUAGGUUUGUGAUUAUUGCAGAAUCACUAAGCCAUGGCAUCAAAGAAAUUUGCUGUUAAAUGUGGGAAUUUUGCUGUCCUGGUGGAUCUUCAUGUAUCACCUCAAGGGUCCAACAACGAUACCAGCUGGUUUUCUGAACAGAAGAAAGAGGAAGUCUGUUUACUGCUCAAAGAAACCAUUGAUUCAAGAGUUAAGGAGCACUUGGAAGUUUGUAAACACCACUGGCCGUCAAAUACAGAAUUCACAAGAUCCAGUCCCUUGUCCUUAAAAGGUUAUGGCUUUCAGAUCACAGCCUAUUUCCUCAAGAGAGGGAUACGCCUCCGCUGCAUCGGGGGCUCACGGCAUGGAGAGCUCCGUGUAUUUCCCGACAGAUUUGUGGUCUGUGUCAGUCAGCUUGCAUUUAAUCAGGAUCUUUUGGCAAGUCAGAAUAAAGAAUUGUCGACAGAAAGACCCCUUCGUGGAAUGUCUGAUUAUUUUGCUGCAUGUGUGGAGAGUCCACUUCUUCCCAAUGCAAAGCGUAGAAGAAAUGCGCUGAAAGAAAUAGUGAAAAGAACAGAGACAAAGCAGCAGCAGUGUGAGCAAGUCACAGACCAGCAGGGACAUUGUGGGAACAUCAGCGACUGAGUGAUUGCAGAGAUAGCAGGGAGGAGGGAUGAUGAAAGUCCCUCGUUGGAAUCCACGGGACAAGCAAAGCAUUACAUAAAGGCAGCUGAGAGCCACUGGGGACUUCCUGUUCAAAAGCUGGAAAAUGUUAAUCAGACCCAGCCAGAAGAUACUAGCAGCCAGCAAAAACCUCAUCCUGGGGAGCGGUUGAAGACAGAGCUUCGAAGUGGGAGCCCUGUCUGUAGCUGUGAGUCAGCAUCGCCAGGUCCAAAACAAAGUCCACGAGUGGCCAAAACACAACAGAAACCCAGGAACUGCGACUUUGCAGAAGACUUUGACCACCACAAGAGAGUUUCUCUUGGAAGUAAUCAAUUAGUCCCAAGAAAAAUAGUAGUGGAAAAAAAAAGCAAAAGCAAAGCUGCCAGGUUUUGGCUGUCCUUAGAGCUGUCAGAUUGGGGGUUUCUUUUGAAAAAAGAUUUGGCAAAAAUCACGUCUAAUGAAGAAUUACAUGUUUUGGAAAAUCUCUCCUCCAGACCACUUAGGAAAGAAAAUAACCCAGGGCAGGCACGGCAAACCAGCUCAGCCACAAACACAGAUUAUCUGCAAUGCCUCUAUCCACUCACUUAGAAAUGAACUGCAGACGUUCAGGGCAGCCCAACCGAGAAAAGAAAGAAAUACAAAAGAGGCCAUUAAUACUAGAGAGGAUUGCAAAGUCGUGGUUAGGGACAUGGAGGCCUGACCUGUGAAAGGAGAGCAGCGUGUAUAUAUGGUAUGAUUUGAAAGGAAUUAGAAUGAUUAUUUUAAAUAGAAAAGGUCUUUCUGUGUUAGGGUUAGCUUUCAAAGCAUCACCUUGGGUGGUUGUAUGCUUGCUCCUUUUUCAUCCUGCUUUUUCACUGUCUUCAGAAAAGUGUCUUGAUGGUAAAGAAAGAGCGGUGGACCUUGUUGGUGAUUCCACCUGUUUGUAUGAAAAAGCCAACCAGCUGCCUCUGCAGCAGUUCUCUCUGCAGACCCUGCGGUGGUUCAUGGAAAGAGUGCCACGACACUGCAGCUCAAUUCUGGGGCCACAGUUUACCCUCCUGCUCCUCAGCCUGAGGAUGUGGUGAUCCUGGUGCAUGCACAAGUUUAAGAACCCUGGAACCAUUUGGAGACUCUCUAGUGUUUAUUACCUCUAGUUCAUCAGCUGGGGCCCAUGUGUGGACGUGUGCACUCUCGGGCUCCCUUAAACCUCUAAACCACCUGGGGUUCAGCAUAUGAGUCACUCUCUUCCCAGAUUCUACAGCAAGGUGGCCCCUGUACCCAGGGGGCUGUUACGUAACCUAAAAAAUUGCCAGAAGUUUGUGGAUAAUUGGGCCCAGAGUUAAGGGAGGACAAGGGAGGGGAUGGCCCUUGCCCUUGCUUAUAGAUCAGGCAUAUCCCUGUCCCUGCCCUUCCCCCCAACCCCCCACCCCCACCCUGCCUCCAAGGUUCAGAAUUGUCCAGGGCCCGUUUCUCAGUUGGAAGAUUUCAAAGGCAGUUUAAAUUCCAAAACAGGAGAUUUCCAUUUGCAGUGUCACCCACUCAUAUCUCCAGUGGGCUUGCUAAAAUUCAUAUAGUGAAUCAUAGCAAUGACUUAUUUUGGAUGGACAACUACUUAAGACUUUCUUAACCUAAGUUCAUUCUAAAAUAGGAAACUGUUUUCAGAGGCCACCCAUCAACUGUAUCUUCUUUUCUGCUCAACAGUGGGUGGUCGUUUGCAGAAGUGCCACUCCUAGUAAUAAGGGAAAUCUCAUAUAUUCCUAAAAAUUUUGGCGUUAGGAGAAAAAUAACCUGCCCCCAAAGCCCAACAAAAUAAAAGAAUAUGGAAAUAGGCACAGUGUAGGUUCGUGCUGGAGACUAAUUGGUGGUUUCUUCCACCUCCUUCUGUCCAGACUUCCUCAUGUCUCCUCUCCCCACGUAUACUAUAGGGUGAAACUCAUUAGAAACCACCUACUUCAUGGCACCAUUUUGGACCAUAAAACUCAGUUGUGGUCACCAAGCCUGGCCAUGGAUAUAGGUGCUAUUACCUAGACGUUCCAAACCCUGCCUGGAAAUCUGUCUCCUUCCUGCAGUCAGGCUUAGAAACUUCCUGAAAAAGUGGGGGAGCAUCAAUUUCCAUGGCCUAUCAUGGGCCCCCCUCAUUGGUGUGCUAACCACUAAGACGGUGUGUCAUCAAAUCUUCUUAAACAGCUCUAAGAACAGUUUAAACGGAGGGCGCAAAUAAUAAUCCAGUUGAUAGGCCAGGAAACGCUAAGUUCCCUGGAAGGUUCUAGAACGAAAAAGACAUCCAUACCAGAAUACUAGCUGCCUCCUGCCCCAGAGCUCAGAGGAGGUGUUUGAAUAGGAGCCACCGGAGAAAGUUUUGACUGAGAAGGAAAAGAGGAAAAGGGAGGAAUGACUAAGAAGUCUUUCCUGUUCAUUAGUUUGCCUAAGUCUGAGGUUAAAGCCAGUACUUGUACUUUUCAUGGCUUUCUUUCAAGAAAGUCUUGGCUUUAGAGUUUUGGUAUAUUUGGGGAAAUCGCAAUUCCUGUUAUCUAAGAGGGAAAGUAGCCACUUUGAUUGUGAGAUAGAUGUGUUCUUUCGCACAGCCGACAUGUUUGUGGGAUUUUAAACAAGGGAUGAACUAAGGAGCAGCUUUCAGCCCCCGCCCAGUGGCAUGCUUUUGAGGAAUUUCGCCUUUAAACGUUUUCCUUCCACAUAUCUGAAACACCCCUGGAUCUCUUGUUUCUUGAGUGGUUGUGUGAUUUUUUUGGAUAUUUGGAAGUACAAAGGGGAAAAAUGGAUGCAAGUUUUUUUUGUUGCUUAUUAGGUGAGAAAUGAAGGGCUCUCUCUCUCCUGUUAAGAAUGAUAUGUGUUUUGAUUCUCUUAAUAAUCUUAACAAUUCAGCAUCUGAAAAUCUGAGACCCUGUCAGUAUUCUUGGUCAAAAAGAACAAGUUCUCCAGCCACUUACUUAAUACCCCAAAUUAAAUUUAUUUUCAGGUCCCCCUGACUCUGAGGCCUAGAGGAGAUGUUGAGCUGAUUUGAUUGAUAUGACAUCAAAAUCCCUAAUUUUCUCGGUGUCAUGGUUUCUAAGCCACCUGCAUGUGCUUUCAAAUGACUGAAUAGAUGGAUGUUGGGGUUUUUUUUUUAAUAUAUAUUCAUAAACAAGAAAUGUCUGGAAAUAAUCCGUGAGGUUUUUCUUAUACAUUUUUUUUUUCUUUGCCGCUGGAGGCUGUCAUCCAGAUAUGUGUAUAAAUUGUUAAAUGCAAAGGAGCAAACAUUUGGUGGGGGGGGGGGGAUGUGUGUACGGUUUCUUGUUCAUUUAUUCUAAUACUAAAGAAAUAUGGAAACUAUUUCAGUUUAUAAAAGGCAAGAGUCAUAAAAACCCUUUGUAUUUCGUUUUCUGAAGAAGAUAACUUCUCUGUGAAUGAUGUAUCUCAAUAUAUAUCUUGGGCAACAAUGGGAUCACAGGCCCAUGGUUUCCUUUUGGUGACAGAUUUGGAUUUUAGCAUGGAUUGUUGUGCAUCAUUGGCGGCCUUUGAUUCAGAAGGAGCUUGGUGAGGGCAGAGCACAUAAAGGGAAGGAAAGUCCUGUGCCCAGGAGAAGGGCCUGGGAUCCCAGUGUCGUGACUCCCAAUUUCCUUGAAUUCCUUCUUGGCAGGGCCCACAGUAAAAUUUCCACGUCAUUUCCUUUUGAGGUAAAAAGUGGCUUUCCUGGGUGCCCCACGUUUCUCUGUUCAACAUGCUUUGACUUGAAUAUGGAAACCAUUUUAUGUUCCUCUUUUCUCUUAAGAGGAAAUUUCCAAGCUCAGUUUGUCAAGACAGGAGAGAUCAUUCUUGUUGAAACACUAAUGAAUUGAAACAUGUCGGAGCAAGUAAAAAAUCAAAAUUAGGCUGAUUUCUUUUAAAUUGGCUUCCUUAAUACAAAAUAAAUUUAGCACCAUAAAAUGAAGUUAAUUCAGGUAAUUGCUAAGUACAGAAGCCUGGCCAUAUGUAUCACUGGAUAUUACUAUUUAAGGUCAUAAUUCAAUUCUCAGAAAUCUGCAGAACUCCCUCUAAUUUUGGUUUCUGUAUUUACUUAACAAGCCAGGGAACAAAUGCAUGUCUUUGUGGCUGAAUAGAGGGUCUCAAAUGAAUGAAAUUAUCUUUAUUGUCUGGAACCACUCAGUAUUGGGCUGAAUUUAAUCACAUUCAAAUAAGUUUUAUUAUGCAGCAUGCUAUUAUCAUGUGUUACUUUAUAAUUGCUGUGACAGUUCCUUAUUGGAAAUCUUGAUUCUUUGCUUAAACAAAAAUCAAUAAAAUCAUACAUCUGACCUAAAAGCAUCUGAGCAGGCAACUGAAGGUGUGAAUUUGACAGAUCCCCAGAAUAACAAAGUCAAGCAUUGUGGUAAUCACCAGGGGAGCUCUUUCAUUCCCCAUUGGCCUUCUUUCUCUCUUUAAAUAGUUUAAAUACUUGCACAUGCCUAGGGCAUGAAACUUUUAUGUAAUGGAAAUGAACCUGUUUUGUGGAUUUUAAAAACCAAAAUUGUUGUAAAAAAUUAAUGUGUGUCUCUUUUGUUCUUCAAAACAAGUGAAUUAACCCCAAGGAACAUACAUCCCCAAAGCCCUUUUCUAAACAUGCUGUUUAAAAUUACGUUCUAUUUGUAAGAAAUGUUUCCCUCCUUAAAGCAAUUCUUAGGUUUUGAAUACUUUGCUAAAAUAAAGUAGCUUUACAUUUGAGCCAUCGAAUUGAAAAAUACAGGUAUGGAAAGCCCAGUGUGUAGCAUUGUGAUUAAACUGCCCCCUCAAGGUUCUGGGGUGCUCCUUAAAAUGUGGAUAUGUUCCCACUUCUCCCAAUUGUGAGCUAAGAUAGACCUCUCGUGAGUGGUUAAAGCGUGUGACCUCAACUCCUUUUCUGAGAAUCUUGACGUUUCCCACGUGGGUUCAUGUUCAUGUCCAAAGUUGACUAGUCCUUAUAUAGCACAGAUAAAGUCCUGCGCUGAC